This is a messenger RNA of Drosophila montana, 3459 nucleotides long. RefSeq names its product missing minor mitochondria (gene mmm). The transcript is spliced from 7 exons. Lineage: Eukaryota; Metazoa; Arthropoda; Insecta; Diptera; Drosophilidae. Gene Ontology annotation, biological process: cilium movement involved in cell motility; inner dynein arm assembly. The coding region runs from base 77 to 3412 and encodes 1111 amino acids. Gene Ontology annotation, cellular component: inner dynein arm. Gene Ontology annotation, molecular function: dynein heavy chain binding; dynein light chain binding. The record is from RefSeq and is a predicted model, not a curated record.
AAACAACAACAAAUCUGUAGCUAGAAUAAACAAAUAUAAACGGAAUCAAAAUAUUUAACUAAAUCAAAUAUACAAAAUGGAUGAUGGCAUGGACGUCGGUGGGGAUUUGGAUAUGGGCAAUGAAUUUGGCGGCAUACAGAAGCGCCGGCCCUAUAUCAAGAAGUUUAUCCAGCCCGGCUCCGAUGAGGAAGUCGACGACAUGCAGAAACUGUACAAUGUGCAGGACUCGUGGCGCACGCUGCUGGCGCUGCCCACCUGCCAGAAGAUUAUGGUCGUUGAAUCCGUGCAGAAGGCGCUGAAAAUUCAGGUGGGCGUCAAUGUCACACAGGAGUUUCCAUGGAAGCAGCUGAAAUACAAGGAUAUGCGCGAUGUGCUCUUCGAGGAGCUGGAGAACUCGGCGGACCUGCUCAAGCUCUUCAAGGGCUUCAACCCGGACAAUUAUGUGCUGAUCGGCUACUGUCCCACGCUAACCGAGGCCGAAGAAGAUCCACCCGAGGGCGAUCCGUUCAUCUUCUACAUCAGCAGCAAGGACACCAAACUGGCCAUGGGCAUCGUGCAGAACAUGGAGGCCUUCGAGCGCUGGCGCAUGCAGCGCCGCCUGCGCAAGAAGCCGCGUCGCUGGGUCAGCAUGGGCACCGAGGACGAGAUGACCGUGCUCGUGGAGCGAUUUCGUGACGAGCCCGUCGACGUGGAGAUCCAGAGUGUCUAUCCAAUACAGCAGCCCCGACAUAUUGCCUUCGACUAUCGCAUGGCGCGCGAUGUGCGCGACGGCGUCAUCGAGUUGCUGCCCAAGGAGGAUGUCAAGUACGAGAACAUAACCAAGCGUCGCCUAUCCAUGGCCGUGCAGUCGGCGCCGGCGUGCAUCAGCCGGGAGCAGCAGACCAAUCCGACAUUCCCCUCGAACGCCUGGUCGCAGUAUCUCUACGAGAUUGACGUUGCAGAUCUGGAGCUGGACGAAUCCGAUGUGGAGGAGGAGGAGGGCGUCGUACAGCGGCCCGGUUCAGCGACCAAGGAGUCAAUUUUGCCGAAGCCAGCACCCGAAAUGUCGGAUCAAAUGCAGCUGCUGCUCGAGACGCUUGACUUCAACCAAAUUGACAGCUAUCGCAACGACUAUCAGAUGAUAACGUCCAAGCAUGUGGUGUACUAUACGAAUCCGUUUCUGCAGGAGUUCAUCUGCUUUGCCAACAUCGCGAAGAGCGACAAACGCUUCGUGGCCAGCUGCGAUUGGUAUCCCAAGCUGUCCGGCCUCAUCGCCGUAUCCUAUGCGUUCAGCACACCCGUGACCGUCGAUUUGGCCACACAUCAGGUGAACUUUGUGCAGCGCGCGGUGCUGGAGCCGAAUCCCGUGCUGCUGUGGAGCUUCGCCGACAAUCUGAACUACAAACUGGAGUUUGAGGCGCCGUUUGAGGUGACGACGCUCUCGUUUUGUCCAUUUAAUGGCGAUAUUUUGCUGGGCGGCAGCCAGAAUGGUCAGGUGGUGGUGUGGGAUCUGCAGGGGCGCUGCGAUCACCUGGAGGAGGAGGAGUACUUGACGCCGGCGCAGGCCAAGUAUCGAGCGCUGAUUGGCGAAUUUCUCAACUGGACGCUGGACAUCAACGAGGAGGUGGUGGUGGCGCCGGCAACUAUGUCGCCAUUGGAGCACUCACCCAACGGCGCCAUCACCGGCAUCUAUUGGCUGGCCAAGAACUUUUAUUUGAAUCACUUUGGCAAGGUUUUCAACGAUCCGGAUAAGCGCAGUAAGCACCAUUUCUUUAUCACUUGCGCCUUUGACGGCACCGUCGGCUUCUGGAAUCUGGAAGGCGAGGCAUCCAAGAAGGAGAAGGAGGCGCAACAGCGCACCAAAAACCUGCCCAAGGAGCUGACCCAAAACGAGUCGCUUUUCAAACAGAAAACCAUCAAGCCCACCUACAGCAUCUUCUACAAUGAGCCGCUGACUGGCAUCAUAGCCGACACUUCGGUCUUCUCGAUACAGACACCCGCGCCCAAGGUCAUGGCCAACUCGCCCAACAACUAUCCCAUUCAAACUGUGUCCAAGGAUCCGCCCGAGCUGCGUCAGUCCCUCAUACUGUCCACCUAUUACGGGCACAUUAUACGCGUCGAAUGGCAGGGCAUGUACAGCGAGGCGGGCGGCAAGGAGCAGGUUAAUGCCUCCGUCAACUUUGCCAUGGUGCACGACGGACCCGUGGUGGCCAUGAGCAAGAAUCCCUUCUAUCCGGAACUGUUUGCGUCCAUAGGUCGCACCGUGUUCGCGCUGUGGAAGGAGGACUAUCACGAUUCACCCAUUAUUUGGCGCAAGCGUCCCUGCGACCUGACUGCCGUCGCCUGGAGCGAGACGCGUCCGGCUGUCUUGUACAUAACACGCAUGGAUGGCAUUCUGGAAGCCUGGGAUAUUUUGGCUCGUGACGAUGAUGCAGUCCUGACUGAGGUCCUGGGCGGCGGCAUCAUCACAGCCGUCACCGAGCAUCGCCCCUCGCUGCCCAACAAAAUCCUGGGCAUUGGCGACUACAACAGCAGCAUACGCAUGGUCAAGCUGCCGCACAGCUUCGAUGUGCCGCUGGACAAUGAGCUGGCCAAACUAAUGAAAUAUGUGCUGCGUCAAAUCACGCGCAAAAUGAACAUACGAGCCUGGGAGCAAAAGUACUAUGAACUGAACAAGGAUAUUAUCGAGGCGAAGCGCGAGGCCGAGGAGGAGGCACGCAAGGAAAUGGAACGCCUCGAGCGGGAGCAGCUAAAUCCACGCAAACGCGCCUCCGAAAUGGAGGAGGAGCUAAUGGGUAACUUCAAAGGGGGCUCCAACUACAAUGAGCGCAUGGCCAAGAAGUGGGACGAACUGAAUCUCAAUCGCAUGAUGACCAUACUCAUGUCGCGCAAGCAAAUGGAUCCCGAGAAGCUGGCACGCGAAACGGCACUGGAAAAGGAACGCCUCAGCUAUGAGACGGCCAAGAAGGAGUCGCAUGCCAACCUGCUGCAAACAGUCGAGGACGACGUGGCCACCAUACGCUCGCGCAUCCUGCCCGCCGAGGUGCAGGACAUGCAGCGCAGCGAGAUGAUCGCGGAGCGGGUCAAGAACGAAAUGGCCAUGGCCGAGUCCUACGAGAGUGUCGAGAAGAGCGCCUUCAAGAAGCUCCAACGUUUCCCCGAACUCAAGUCCAUCGACUACAUUGAGCUGCUCGAGCGCGGACUGCAGCGCCGCCAGCUGCUGGAUCAAUCGCUGGGCGGGAAUACCGAACGCCUGCUCUGGUACAAGGAGAAGAUGCGUGACAAUCAGAUCUUCGAAUGCGAUUUCGGUGUCGAUCUGCUCUACAAUAGGCGCAAGCUGGGUCCAAAAACCAAUACGGAUUCCGAAACCGAAAUCGAAAUGCGCGCAACGGAAAUGGAGCUGCCGGUGCCGGUGCAGCCCAAGGAUGAAUAGAGGAAUAAUUGUGUUUCCAUUAAUUAAAGUCGAUUAUGAGAAGUAAA